This is a messenger RNA of Volvox carteri f. nagariensis, 2237 nucleotides long. RefSeq lists its product as uncharacterized. Gene Ontology annotation, molecular function: water channel activity. Gene Ontology annotation, cellular component: plasma membrane. The record is from RefSeq and is a predicted model, not a curated record. Lineage: Eukaryota; Viridiplantae; Chlorophyta; Chlorophyceae; Chlamydomonadales; Volvocaceae. Gene Ontology annotation, biological process: transmembrane transport. The transcript has 6 exons. Bases 169 to 1074 code for a protein of 301 amino acids.
UAUUAAUCCACUAGAUAUAGUUGUCUUAUAUACACUUUUCCAGACCUUGUUAGGGAGGCGUCGGUGUUACCGGCGUAUCCAAAGGUCCCCGCAGACAGAAGCAAAACUUUCGUCACACAGAGCCCUGGCCUUGUGCUUUGCAGAGGAGAGGACCAGCGCAUCUGCAAGAUGUCGCUGGAGGUUCAACCAAAGUAUGACCGCAACUUCCAUGACGAAGGCGCAGGGUUGGUGGAGUUGGGCAGCACAUCUGGCAGCCAAGGAUUAAAGCAGCCAGGGGCGCCCAAAUAUGCGGACGAUGAUGACCUACUGCCAGUGGUACUUGAACGCUACCUUGAGAAGGCUGGUGUCAUGCAGAAGCUGCGCCCAUAUUUGGACGUCACAGGCCAGGUCAAGAAUGAGUUUGCCCGCUGCUUAAUGGCUGAAUUCUUUGGAACGCUGCUGUUCCAAAUGUUCGGUGGUUCUGCACCCGCCAAGGAUACUACAGCGCCAGCUGCUAACGGCUUCGCGUUAGUUGCAGUCAUUUACGCCUUCGCAAAUAUCUCUGGUGCACACAUUAACCCGGCUGUCACUUUUGCGCUCAUCUGCACGGGCCAUAUGAAGUGGUGGAAGGGCCUACUAUACAUGAUUGCCCAGAUUCUUGGCGCCAUCUUCGGUGCACUGAUUUACGCUGGCCUCAUUCCGGCGCUCCACCUUGGUGCUGGCGCGGGCUCGCCUGGCUGCUUUGGCCCAGCAGCUGGUGUGCGCAAUGGAGACGUGUUUGGCUGGGAGACGAUGAUGACCUUCCUGCUUGUAAUGACCGUGUACGCUGCGGCCGUUGCCAAGCCCGGCCACGGCAAUACUGCUCCCCUGGCUAUUGGUCUUUCGCUGUACGCCGCUGCAAUUUCAGGCGGCCCGUUUACAGGCGCGAGCUUGAACCCUGCUCGUACGAUUGGCCCCGCCGUCGUCUUCACAUGCAACGUCGGCGUCUCCUUCCUAUACAUAGCUGCGGAGCUGUUCGGCGCCGCCUUGGCUGCCGGUCUGUCUAUUUUCCUGUACGGCCGUGCCCCGGCCAGCGUCCGGACGACUGGCUUGUGAUCGCGUUAUUGCCUUACGAUGACUAAACGUGGGACCUCGCCACGUGCCCUCUGUCGCCGUUUCAUUGAAUUGUGACGUAUGGGGUUAGUGGCGUGCGGAGCUAAUGACAGAGUCGUGCGCGCACCGGGUGUUCAUUUUUGCAUUGUUAGCACUUCGGGCCUGCGACUUCCUAAGUGACGGAGAUGUAGCAGUAUAUACAGUUGGAAAAUUGCUGAUCGCGCGGUGCAUUUUUCGAGAUAUGCAGUAUCUGACUGUAGUGAUGUGAUUUGAUAAUGACCUGAUGGAACGCUUUUCACUUAUACGUGUGACUCAUGCACGUGUGUCGAGCAAGGCUGGGACUGCCUGCGAAACCAGGCGAAACCAGCAGCGUCCAUGUGGAUUCAAAUUGUGAGUUUACCAAGCUUGGAUGGCAUGUCCAUUCACUGUCACCAUCCUGCCCAUCCUCCGAACUGUCCCAGAACCAGGAGCUCAUGGUUUUGAGUCAUGGAUGCAAGCGUAAGCCGCCAGGGUCGAAAUUGCAGCGAGUGCAUACUCGCAGAUGCAUGUUAGCAAAAUUGGAUGCAUGAAACAUUAAUAGCAGCCUCAGAAGUACUGUCGCGCUGCAUAAAUGAAAGCAGACUCAUGCUGAUAAAUUCUCCUAUAAACCAUCGACCACGUUCGACUAUGCGUCAACAAAGUUUGUGGACGGAUUGAGUAGAAACAGCACACUGGCGGCUUUUAACAACCGAGCAAAUGGCCCAUUGGAACCCGAUAAAUUUAACAGUGCAAACGCCCCAGCACACACUGCCCGCUGAAUUUGCAAACGCCGUCGUGACUUUCUCCCUCGUUCCUGCACCUUUCCCUCGUUGCCUUCAUGAUGCUGCACCGUCGCGGGCCCCGCACACGCUGGUCGGCAGUCCGUUUCCGUAAUGCAGCCAGUGCCUCCCUGACGCUGCGCCAGCGCUGCCUCAAGCUGUCCGCAACGCAGUUUGGUGUACACGAAAAGCAGGUCAGAAUACCCGCAUGUCCCUGCAGCUACAGCGGCCCCAGACACGCCAACGCAAGUGGCAACGUACUUCUCCACGCUGCUGCAGCUGUGUUGCCGAGUCGUGAGGCCCCCGCUACAACUCACCGCCGACCCAUGGAUCGCUCCAUUAGCACUGAGGAUAUGCUCACAGAACCGC